AUGCAAAUGGAUGAGAGCAAUAAAACUAAAAAGAAUGAUUAACCUAUUUUAAAGGAAACAUCCAAGAAUAGAAAUGUAUUAAUAUCAUUUAUUGUCAAAAGAUAAUUAAUAAAUUACAAGGAAAUCCCUCUAGAUUAUAAGGUCUAAAAGAAAGUUUCAAGUACUUCACAUUAUUGAAAAAGAAUCAAUAUUUAGAAAGAAAACAAUUUCGAGUAAGUAGAGAUGAAACUCUAGUAUGCUCUUGUAUUUGUUGUCCUGAAAAUCAAAUUGGAAGGUACAGGAUUAUAUUAAAUUUAGUCGUAUCUAAGGACCUUAAUAUUCGUAUAAUUGCGGUGAUAGAUGUUUAAAUAAAUUUACAUGUACAGAAUGUGAUGUAGAACUGUGUCCAUGUGCAGAAUUAUGCAAGAAUAGAAGAUUUUAAAAGCACGAGGAUGCUUGUGUGUAUCCACUUAAAUGUGGAGGAAAGGGAAUGGGUUUGUAUGCUGGUGAACGCAUAUAAAAAGGAUAAUUUAUAAUGCAAUAUAUUGGAGAGAUUUUCUAGAUAAAUAGUGCUUUAGGGAGAAGAAGAGUGCAAGAAUAUUCGGUUUGAAUUGUGUGUUUAUUUAGAAAUCGACAUGUACAUAUUUAAUGAAACUGAAUAACUAGGAAGUUAUUGAUCCAACAUCAAAAGGUAAUUUGGCAAGAUUCAUUAAUCAUUCAUGUGAACCAAAUUGUAUAACAGAGAAAUGGAAUGUAUUAGGAGAAGUCUGUAUUGGUAUAUUUGCAAAUCGUGAUAUAAAUGAAGAUGAAGAAUUAACAUUUGAUUAUUAAUUUGAUGUUUUUCAUACACCUUUAACAAAAUGUUUAUGUGGUGCAAAUAAAUGUAAAGGUUAUUUAGGAUUGAAACCAACUGAUGUUACUUAAGAAGAAUGGGAAGAGCAUUUGGAAAAUAUGGUAUGUAAAAUAUGUUAAACUAAAACACCAUAAGAUGAUGAAUAAUUAUUAUUAUGUGAUAAAUGCAAUUGUGGAUUUCAUUUAUUAUGUUUAGUACCUCCAUUAGAAUCAGUACCUAAAGAUGCUUGGUAUUGUUAAGAGUGUUAAGAUGAAAAACGUAUUUUGGAAGAAUAAGAAAAAGAUAAAACAAAUAUAGAUAGAAUUUAAUAAAAGAAAGCUAAAAAUUAUAAUAAUGAAAAAAAGUAGAAAAAGAAAAGAGAAGAACUUUCAUCUUCAUCAUGUAGUGAUUCUGAUAGUGAAUAUGAUAAUAGAUAUAAAAUGAUGAAGAUUUUAGAAAAGCAAACUGUUAGAGAAUAUUUGUCACUCAAAUAACCAUAAUAAUAUCUAUCAAUUAGAUAAGAUGAAGAAUUAAAAAAAGAUGAAGAUAAUCAAAUUUCAGAAAUACAAGUAUCUAUACCAGGAACAUCUUAUUUUAAAAAUGAUUAAUUUAUUAAAUCAUCUAUUGAGGUUUAACCUUAAGAUUCUGGAAAAUUAUAAUAAAUGCAAUCUAUUGUAGAUGUUGCUUAAUAGAAAUUUGAAGAAUAAUAUAAAGAGAAAUUAGAAUUACAUGAAUAAAUUGAAGCUAUUCAAUAAUAGAAUAUUCUAAAUAUUGAUAUGAUUAAGGAAUGUUUUAAAAUUAAUAUUUUAGAAUAGAAAGUAGUCAAAAAGAAUGCUUAAUUAAUUUAUAAAAUUGGAAAUAAGAUCAGUUUUGAAUAGAUUGAUUAAUAAUUUGCUGAUUUCUUUAAAAAGGAAAAUAAUCUUACUGUAAUAGGAUCUAUAUAAUAAAUUAAUAUAUUUAGAUCUAUAUUAAAUAUGGUAGAACAUAUUAUAAAAGAAUUAAAAAAAGAACUUGGAAUUAUAGAAGGAUAGAUUAAAGUUCCUAUUAUUUAUUUGAAAAGAUUAAUAAAUAAAUUGUAAUUAUUAUUAAUAUUAUUAUUUUAGUAAUAGUUUAGAUAAUAAAUAAGAAGUCAAUAUUAUAUAUAAUAAAUCAUUAGCACAUAGUGAGGAAAUAUUUCCAAUGGAUAAAGCAACUCCUAUUAAAAUUAAAGGAUCUAAAUAAAAUAUAGAAUAAACAGUUUCUGAAAUUAGAAAUACUUUAAAAACUUUAUGUGUUUAAAGAUUAUAUAUUAGUAGAAGUGAAACUAAAUAAGUUUAAUAAAAUAUGUUUUAAUUGAAAUAAAAUGCUGAAAUCAGAAUUUCAAGAGAUUCUGUUUAUAAUGCAAGAGGAGAAUAAACAUAAAGAGAUAUUAAUCAUCCUUUUUUUUAUAUUUAAUAUAGAGAAAAAGAAGUUUGUUUAAUAGGAACAUUAUAAUAAAUAUAAGAAACAAGCACUGCAAUUAAAAAAUUAUUAGAAUAAGAAGCUAAUAAUGAAAAAGAAAUGACAUACUUUACAGUUUUAAUAUCUCCAUAAUAUAAAGAAUCUUGUAAAUAAGUUAAAUAAAUAAUUGAAAGAAGUUCUUCAUCUACAAAAGUUCUACUUUUUGAAGCUUCUCAUCCUAGAAAGAAUAUGACUAUACUGGUACUAUGUUUAAGAAAUUAAAUUAUUUAAACUAAAUAAACUUUUUCAGAUUUAAUUUAUUAACAAUGUUAAUUAAAAUUAGAUUAGUUUUAAGAUUAAAUGUCUAUGUAAAUGUGUAGAUAUGUAUUUAAAUAUCUUUAAAAUACUAUGAUGACUAAUGAUAUGGCAUUUAUGAAAAAUUGGGAUCUUAUAACUCCUUAUUUUUAUUAAUUCAAUAUUAUGAAAUAUAGAGAAUCAAAAUUUGAAAAUUGGUUUGUAAAAAGAUGUUAUUCUUCACUAUUAAGAGAUUAUGAAACAUAAUUAUAUAUAUAAUAUUGUUUAGGUAAAGAAAUCUAAAAGAAUUUAACAGAUCAUGAGUAAUUUUUAAGAAAAAAGAAUUUAAUUCAAUUAACAAAAAAGAUUCUUUAGGCUAUUUUAGGUUUUAAAAGAUAUCCUUCUGAUUAAAUAACAUUAGAUAGUGGAUAAUAAUAAGAUACUAUAAAGAGAUUUAAUAAUUAAUAAGAAGAUGAUAAUCUAAAAUUACCUAAUUUAUAAUUGAUAACUUUGAAUCCUUAAUAUACAUCUAUAAAUAAAAAAAGUGAUAUAAAAAAGGAAAUUAGUGAAAGAAGUUAAUCUAGUUCAAGUAAAUAUUAAAAAAAGUAAAGUAAUUCUGAAUCAGAAAAAAGUAGAGAUUUCUCUACUAGAUAAAAACAUAAAUAUCAUCAUCAUCAUCAUCAUAAAUAUUAUAAUAAUAAUUAAAAAAGUCCAACUGAAAAAUAUAUUAGACACAAAUAUGAUAAAAAUGAUUAUUAUGAUAAACAAAAAUCAAGACAUAGAUAUUAAUAUCAAAAAUAAGAUAAAUCUAGAGAUAUAAAUAAAAGAUAUUAUGAUGAUGAUCUAUCUAAAAAUAGAUUCCAUAAUAAAAAAAGUAUUUAUAUUUUUCUUUAUUUUAGGAUCAAGUAGUGAAGAAUCUGAUAAAUCACAAGAAUAAAGAAGAAAAAGAUAGGAAUCUGUAGAUUCUGAUAAAUAUAAAAAUAAUAAAUAUUAUAGUGGAUUUCAAUAUCAAAGAAGACAUCCUAAAACUAAUAAAUAUGAUUAUGAAAGUAGAUAUAAAUUACAAUAAUAGAAUCUUCCAAAAAUUUUGAAAUCAAAGAUCGUUCUCGCUAUUAAAGUAAAGAUCGAUCUCGUUCAAAGUAGAGAAAUAAAUCAGAAAGUAGUGAUAGCUAUAAAAGAAGAUCUACUCAUAAAUCAAAAAAAUACUCUAGGAAAUAUUGA
Messenger RNA from Paramecium primaurelia, 3745 nucleotides. NCBI's taxonomy places the organism in Eukaryota, Ciliophora, Oligohymenophorea, Peniculida, Parameciidae. The record is from the annotation of a GenBank genome assembly.